AUGGGGUCUCAGGAUGCUCUUCCAUUGCGCCAACGCAAGGUGGUGAAGCCGCACCAGACGCAGCAGGAGGCGAUUGAUGAGUUUUGGGCAAAGUUUACGACCAAGGCGCCGGGCAAGGCAACUACUGUGAUACCGCAGAAUCCAUACACUGCCCGUGUGGCCAGAAACACCGCCAAAGCGGCAUCAUCCUCCACAACCACGCAGGCAUCCUACGAAACCGCCGCGGCUAUGUGCCGGGCCAAGGUGGAAAAGAUUGUCCAAGAGUGCCGCCGAGUCAACAAGAAGUACCGGGAUCCGCACUUUGACCUCGAGGCCGACCUGAAGCUGGGGCGUCGCGACUGCCUGGAGUCCCUCUCCAACUUUGAUCCUCACGAGAACCCCGGCAAGGACUUUAAGCCGGGGAGUGCGAAGCGUGUCGUGGAAAUAUUCGACAAGCCGCAGUUCUACAUUGACGGCCCGACGGCUAAUGACGUGAGGCAGGGCCGAGAUGGGGAUUGCUGGCUCAUGUCGGCGUUGUGCACGCUGAGCAACAAGAAGGGGCUGAUUGAGAGGUUGUGCGUGGCGCAUGAUCAGCAGGUUGGCGUCUAUGGUUUCGUCUUUUACAGGGACGGUGAGUGGAUUUCUGAGAUUGUGGACGACUUUCUCUAUCUCACCAAGUCCGACUACGACGAGAAGCACUGGGAACGGAUCCUCUUUGACGAGCUGGAGCGCAUCAACCCGGAAGAAGCCUACCGCAAGGUGUACCAGUCCAACAGCAGUGCUCUGUACUUUGCCCAGUGCCAGCAUCCUCAGGAGACUUGGCUUCCGCUGCUGGAAAAGUGCUAUGCAAAAGCACACGGGGACUACGCUGCCAUUGAGGGCGGAUACGGAGGCGAGGGCAUUGAGGACCUCACCGGCGGCGUCACUUCUGAAGUUUUCACAACCGAUAUCCUCGACAAGGAAUACUUUUGGAAAGGAGAGCUGCUCAAAGUCAACCAAGACUUCCUCUUCGGCUGCAGUACCGGCGUGUGGGGGAGCAACGUGAACUGGGGCGAACGCAAGGGCAUUCUCGAGCUUCACUCCUACUCCAUCCAGAGAGCGGUCGAGAUUGACGGCAAGCGACUCCUCCGACUCAAGAAUCCAUGGGGCAAGGGAGAAUGGAAAGGACCUUGGAGCGACGGCUCCAAGGAGUGGACUCCCGAAUGGCUCGAGAAGCUGGGUCACCGCUUUGGCGACGACGGAGAUUUUUGGAUCGCAUACGAAGACCUGCUACUGAAAUACCAAGCCUUUGAGAGGACUCGGCUUUUUGACGACUCGUGGCAGGUAUCUCAAAUUUGGACUACUGUCAACGUUCCGUGGAUGCUAGACUACCACGACACUCAUUUUUCUCUGCGUAUCGAAAAGGCUGGUCCGGUGGUGCUCGUGUUACAGCAGCUCGACGACCGAUACUUUCGUGGUUUAUCGGGGCAAUAUCUGUUUGAGCUGGCGUUUCGCAUCCACAGACGCGGCCACGAGGACUACCUUGUACGCAGCCAGGCACCGUACCGCAUGAGGCGCUCUGUCAAUGUCGAACUUGACCUGGAAGCAGGCGAAUAUGAUAUUCGCAUCAAGAUUGACGCAACGCGACUUGACAGGUUGCUGCCUCUUCAAACGGUGAUUCGAAACUCUGCCAAGAAGCGACGAGAGAAGCUGACCCGCAUUGGCCUCGCAUACGACCUCGCACACAGCAAAGGCAAAGUGGUGGAAUCUGCAGAGGAAAAGGCUGCCAGGGAAGCCCACGAGAAGCGGAUCAAAGACAGAGAGCUUAGUGAGAUCAAGGAGAGGAUCCUUGACCGCCGAAGAGACGAUCACCAUCUCCACAGGAAGCAGUACUCUAGGCUACAGAAACGGGAAAGGAAGCGAAGGGAAAAGCAAAAGGCAAAGGACGCCGCGAGAAAACACAAGAGCAAGAAAGGCGACGACGAAGUUGACAAGCCCGACGAAUCCCCCGACAAGGCAGAGUCACUCCCGGCGAGCGGCAACGGCGAUGGUCUGCCUGAUGAAGCCGAUGAGAAUCAUGAAUCCUCGCCUUCGCUUAAUGGGGCGGGCGUAUCAAGAGCGAAGAGCAGAGCUCCAAGGUCUAUUGCUCCGGCUGAUAGAGUCCUCCAGCCAUCCUCGCGAUUUGGAGGCACAAGCCGCAGGGAACCAGCCUCUUCGUACUAUGAAUCCGAGAGCGAUGGCGAGCUUGCCAGUCUGUCUUCGCUUUCUGAACUUUCCUCCCACGAGCUCGACCUGCAAGUCAAAGCCUUUAGGAACAACCAGCUGAACAAACCGACAGUCGUGACGCCUCCGUCUCUCAAGUUUGAGGAUGAACUCGACGAGUUUGAAAGAGACCCAUGGAAUGCUGUUGUCGUCAUCGGAUUGCGAGUGUACCAUCAGGUUGAUGAAGAAGACAAGAGCAAGGAAGUCAUCAAGCUCAAGGUGGUGCGCCCUAGUCCGUACGCCGACUCGGAAGACGAAGACUCGGACACUACGGAGCAGGCCGCCAGGGAAGAACAGGACUCGAAGAGCAAGGGCCUGGAUGUCGACGACAGUGCCAAGGAUGCAACGCUGCAGGGUGGGGUGAAGGACAGGAAGAAGAGCAUUGUGGGUGGCGGACCAUGA
Trichoderma citrinoviride is the source of this 2622-nucleotide messenger RNA. Its product is annotated as cysteine proteinase. NCBI's taxonomy places the organism in Eukaryota, Fungi, Ascomycota, Sordariomycetes, Hypocreales, Hypocreaceae. The record is from RefSeq and is a predicted model, not a curated record. Gene Ontology annotation, molecular function: calcium-dependent cysteine-type endopeptidase activity. Gene Ontology annotation, biological process: proteolysis. Bases 1 to 2622 code for a protein of 873 amino acids. The transcript has 5 exons. Gene Ontology annotation, cellular component: cytoplasm.